AGAGCUCGGACUGGGUGGAGAUCCUGGAGCCGCGCUCACGGGAGCGCAUGUAUGUCAACCUGGCGACAGGCGAGUGCGGCUGGGACCCCCCGCCCAACCUCAAGGUGCGCCAGUCAGACCAGCAGCAGUGGUGGGAGCUCUUCGACCAGAACAACAACCGUUUCUACUACUACAAUGCCCUCACGCGGCAGACGGUGUGGCACCGGCCGCAGGGCUGCGACAUCGUGCCCCUGGCUCAGCUCCAGGCCAUGAAACGCGGCUCCCAGCCUGGCGGCCAGGGCCAGCAGCCCCGGGGCAGCAGCAGCAGUGACGGCAGGAGCAGUGACGGCAGGAGCAGCCCCAUCCACGCGGCCCCGCCGCAGGAGGCGGAUAAGGGCCAAGGGGGCUGCACGGAGGAGAAAAUGCCGGACACGGGCAGGGAGACACCUACCCACUGGCAGCCUCUGCCUGGCACAAAAGCAGCCAUGUUGGUCAAGGUGAACAGUUUAAGGCAGGUGCAGAGUUCUUCAAGCUGCUCGCUUCAGCUGCAGAGCGCUCCAGAAGCCAACAGCCAAAAAUCUCUUCCCAAACCAGCCAUAUAUGGUCAGCCUCAGUCGCCGAGCCCUGGUGCCACAAAGCAAGCGCCUGUAGGAGAAGCAAAACAAUCGAUGCAGAUCAAAAAGACAGAGAAUGGUGGGUUCUGCGUAGUGCUGAUGAAUGGUCCAGCUUCUCAGACACCUCCAAGGAGCCAGACAGGAACUCCCCAGCCUGCAUCCCCCAAAUAUGCUUGUCCUGCACCUAUAUAUGAUGAGCCAUCUUUAGAGUCUCCAAUUUAUGACGAGCCUCCAGUGGAUAUGGACACUGAAAGUGCCAACAUGACCAGGAUGUCUCCACCAGUGUCACCAAGCAACAGCUUAAAAAAGCAGCUCCAGCCAGCCAAAUUAUUACAGCAUCCAAGUAUGCAACAGCAGCAAGCUGCAAAGAAACAUGCAAGAAAUCCUUCUUCCACUGAAUAUAGCCCAGCUGGCAGAGAGUACAUAAAACACAUGAUCAAUGUUGACCAAUCUUCGAAGUUUCCUCAAUCUGCUGCCACAACUGCCGAGGCUUCCGUCAAACUGCCUGGUCAGCUCACUUCAAAGGACAGCUUCAAGCAGUCUUGGAGGAUCUUGGAAGCCAAUGUCCUCAAGAACAUGGAGGCCCACCAUAGCAGGCAGAACAGUCUGCAAGCUCAAGAGUACCCAGCUGCUAUAAGCCAUCAGGAUUCUGGUUAUUCGACUGGCCCUUCUCCAAGCUUGAGAAAAAGGAAAGGAAGGAGGCAAGGGACAGGUCAAGGAAGACCUGGUUCUGUGGGCAGCAGCAGUGAGCUCACAGCUUUGAAUGACAAGCUGAUCGCUGAGAUGCGUGCCGUGGUGGGCAGGUCAGCAGCUUGCAGAGGAAGCAAAGCCAGCCUUGAUACUGAGACUCUGGAGAGCGGCAUCCCAACAGAGAGCAGCAAAGUCCGAUUUCAGUCUGACCACUUGAAAAAAUGCAUCAGCCGGAGCUCAAGGGACGAUGUCUCCGCUAGCAACAGGUCUCUGUAUAGACAGGGCCUGGAGAGCAGGGGUAGCUUUCCCAGUGACAUGGCUACUCCGCAGGACACAAUGAGGCAGAAGAGGACUUUUGAGAAAAUCGAUUCUUUAGAAAAGAACGUGACCAGCCAGAUGAGUUUGGCUUCAUCGGAUGCUACACGUCACUCCUCUCAGCCCGGGACGAUAGAACUGGACGCCAAGCCGGAGCGCAGCGGGCAGCCGGCGGGGUAUCACUUCCCGUACAACACCCUGCGGAAGCCCAUCUCGCAGAGCAGCAUGGCAGACUGGGCUUCCAAGAACCUCAACAUGCACACGCAGGGCAUCUUCCGCCGGAGGAUCUCCAUUGCCAACAUGCUCUCCUGGAACGGCGGCACCAUCAAAAAGCCGAUGCUCAUCACUAGCAACCGCACCGUCAAAAAAGAAGCUUGUGAGAUGUUCAAACUAGUGCAGAGCUACAUGGGAGAUCGUCAGAGUCGCAUGGAUAGGAAUCGUGUGGCACUGGUCACCGUCACCAAGUGCUGGAGCACACAGGGUUUGCGGGACGAGCUCUACAUACAGCUGAUCCGGCAGACAACAGAUAACACGUGCUACCAAAGCCUGGCCUGGGGCUGGGAACUGAUGGCCAUUAGUCUGGCCUUCUUCUCCCCGUCACCCAAAUUCCAGUCUUACCUGGAAGGCUACAUCUAUCGUCACCUUGACAGCGAUGAAAACAUUGCACAGCGCAUCAAGGAGCUUAUGGACCUGAAAAACAAGAAGAACUCCAAGUCCAGGAAAAAGAGGAAACAAAAUACUGAAGAUGAAGGGCUGCCCAUCAGCACCUACGCCAAGUACUGCUACCGGAAGCUCCAGAAAGUAGCCAUCACCGGGGGCAAGAAGGGCCUCCGCAAACCAACAAUGGAGGAGAUAACGCAUGCCAGAAAUGCCAUCGUGACGCCGUCGCUCUUCGGCAGCUCUCUGGAGGAAAUCAUGUUGCGGCAGCAGGACACGCACCCUGGGAACAGGUUGCCCUGGGUGCAAACGCAGCUGUCGCAGCAGGUCCUGGCACUGGGCGGAGAACAGACGGAAGGCAUUUUCAGGGUGCCUGGUGACAUAGACGAGGUCAACGCGCUGAAGCUGCAGGUGGAUCAGUGGAGAAUCCCGAGCGGCCUCAGCGACCCCAACGUUCCAGCCUCUCUUCUCAAGCUGUGGUACCGGGAGCUGGAGGAGCCCGUGAUCCCCCAGCAGUUCUACCAGGAGUGCAUCAGCAACUACGAGAACCCCGACGCCGCAGUGGCUGUGGUGCAGCUCCUGCCGGAGCUCAACAGGCUGGUGCUGUGUUACCUCAUCCACUUCCUGCAGAUCUUUGCCCAGCCAUCAAAUGUGGGCACAACAAAGAUGGAUGUCAACAACCUGGCUAUGGUGAUGGCCCCCAACUGCCUGCGUUGUCAAUCUGAUGACCCUCGGAUUAUCUUUGAGAACACACGCAAAGAAAUGUCCUUCCUUCGCAUGCUGAUAGUGCACUUAGACACGAGCUUCAUCAAAGGGCUGGUCUGAGGUGCUGGCCCUGGGGAGUAGGAAGCUGCUCUGGGGAGUUGCUGGAUGUCUGAUGCCUUCUCCUCUCCACUUAGAUUUCUUCCAUUGUCCUUGCUAUUGUCACACUCUGGGUUAGCCCGGAACAUCCCCCAAAAUAUGACUUUGAGGAUGGGGACUAGAUGAUCCUGGGAAGCUUGGG
This is a messenger RNA of Tinamus guttatus (white-throated tinamou), 3258 nucleotides long. The record is from RefSeq and is a predicted model, not a curated record. NCBI's taxonomy places the organism in Eukaryota, Metazoa, Chordata, Aves, Tinamiformes, Tinamidae.